Merops nubicus (carmine bee-eater) is the source of this 345-nucleotide messenger RNA. It is a transcript of the gene MAP1LC3C, whose product is annotated as microtubule-associated protein 1 light chain 3 gamma. Gene Ontology annotation, biological process: autophagosome assembly; macroautophagy; autophagy of mitochondrion. The annotation marks the transcript as partial. Gene Ontology annotation, cellular component: autophagosome membrane; cytosol; autophagosome. NCBI's taxonomy places the organism in Eukaryota, Metazoa, Chordata, Aves, Coraciiformes, Meropidae. The transcript is spliced from 3 exons. Gene Ontology annotation, molecular function: ubiquitin protein ligase binding. The record is from RefSeq and is a predicted model, not a curated record.
AAGUUCCCGACAAAAAUCCCGGUAAUUGUGGAGAGGUACCACAAAGAGAAGUACCUUCCCCUCUUGGACAAAACCAAGUUUCUUGUUCCCGAGGAGCUGACUAUGACACAGUUCAUCACCAUUAUCAGAAGCAGGAUGGCUCUAACAGCUACACAAGCUUUCUACCUGCUGGUGAACAACAAAAGCCUUGCCAGCAUGUCCUUGACAAUGGCCGAAGUGUACAGGGACUACAAAGACGAAGAUGGUUUUGUGUAUAUGACAUAUGCUUCCCAGGAGAUGUUUGGAUGCUUUUUACCCACUGCUCAAGGGAAAACCUUCAAAACAGAAUGCCUUCAAAAAACUUAA